Messenger RNA from Exophiala aquamarina CBS 119918, 1551 nucleotides. RefSeq lists its product as uncharacterized. Gene Ontology annotation, cellular component: membrane. The record is from RefSeq and is a predicted model, not a curated record. Gene Ontology annotation, molecular function: transmembrane transporter activity. The transcript has 5 exons. Gene Ontology annotation, biological process: transmembrane transport. Lineage: Eukaryota; Fungi; Ascomycota; Eurotiomycetes; Chaetothyriales; Herpotrichiellaceae. The coding region runs from base 1 to 1551 and encodes 516 amino acids.
AUGGCAGACAAUAACAAAUCGGAAGCGAUUCGCGAGCCAAGCGAGGCCGAAAAUAUCGCCAACGUCAUGCACCAGGUGCGAAACGAAAAGGACGCCGCCGCCAUGCAUGAUGAGUUAGUUCAAUCGAGAGCAGGGGGAUACAUCCCGGUUACAUCAGAGGAGAAACACCAAUCACGCGCAUUGAACCUGAAGUUGGACUUAUUUGUUCUUCCGUUUUGCGUCUUCAUCUACUUACUGAAUGGCCUCGACCGUUCAAACCUGGGUAAUGCGCAGACUGGUGGGUUCACCAAGGACUUGGGGAUCCCCGCUGAUACAAUCAACACCGCUACGUCGCUGUUCUUCUGUACAUUCGUUCCAUUACAACCGGUUUCCACUGCGAUCGGAAAACGUGUCGGCCAAGCUAGAUGGCUCGCGAUCAUCAGUCUGGGCUGGGGUAUUAUGACACUUGCACAUGCUUUUGUCAAAACCAAAGGACAGGUCGUCGCUGUUCGAUUACUGAUCGGAGUAUUCGAAGCAGGCUUCUAUCCGACAUGUGUCUCUUAUCUCUCGACAUUCUACCCUCGAUUUGAUCUGGCUUAUCGAAUUGCACUUUUCUAUGGAUCGUACGCAAUUGCAGGGGCAUUCGGAGGUCUCAUCGCUUGGGGCGUAUUUCACAUCCAUGGCUCGCUCUACAGCUGGCAGUAUCUCUUCAUCAUCGAAGGUUCCAUCACUCUUUUGAUAGCCAUCAUCACGCCAUUUUGGCUAGUUGCCGAGCCGAAGAACGCAUGGUUCUUGAAGGAACAUGAACGGGUGUAUGCUGAAAGACGUAUGGUCAUGGACGCAGCUGCUAACCUCGACUCCACUUACAAGAUCACCACGCGAGAUAUGGUUGAGGGUGCUCUUGAUUGGAAAUUGUGGUGUGUCUUACCCUGGAAUAUUUUAGCAAGCAUUGCUCCGCAAGGAUUCACCAUCUUCUUUCCGAUCGUUGUGAAGGGUCUGGGAUAUUCCGGUGCAACAGCGAACCUGAUGACCGUUCCCCCUUACGUCAUUGGAACAGUGGUUUUGCUCUGCGUCGCCGCAUCGUCUGACCACUUCCAGGAGAGAUCAAGACAUAUUCUCAGCGGCAUCACAGUAGUGAUGAUUGGUCUGAUUCUCGUUAUCGUCCUUCCUUUGCAGAACAUACAUGCUCGAUACGGCGGGCUAGUAAUCUUAUUGGCCGGUACGUUCGUUGCUGCUCCCAUCACGGUUGCAUGGCUGGCAGGCAAUACUCCAGAACCAGGUAAACGGACCUUUGUUCUGGGCAUCAAUGGGUGGGGGAAUCUCGGCGGCAUCAUUGGAAGUGAGCUUUACAAACCUCGCUACGGCCCUGACUAUCACUUUCCUCUGAAGGUUACUGCCGGCUUGAUCGGUGUUGCAUGGGUGGGAUAUGCCGCCUAUCACUUCGAACUCCGUUUUGCCAACAGGUACAAAGCCCGGAAGAUAGCGCAGAUGUCCCACGAGGAAAUCGAAGAAGAGAACAGGAACGACAAACGGUAUGCCGAUAGCAAGUAUACAUUUGUAUACUCGCUGUAG